AUGAAAUAAUCAUCUUAAAAUUAGCAUUAGCCUCAUGCAAAUGAUUAGGAUGAUUGCAACGACUAAGAAACACAUGGUUAAAGAAAUUAAUCUAAAUAACAAUAGCAAUCACAACCUGAAAUGCAAAAACAAUCAUAGCCUUCUCAACAUUAAUAUCUUCACAAUGAUUAGUCUCAUCACCAAUAUUCGAAUCAUGGUCAUAUGGAUGGAGAUCAUGACAUUCAUCAUUCAGGCGUUGAUCACCAUGAGGGUCAUUAUAACCCUUUGUAAAUGCCUUGUAAUUGGGAAAUAGCAAAAAAACAUGCAUUAUCAAGACGAACGGCAUAAGAAAAAAAGAAGGAUCCUCUGAAAACAUUAUAAAUUGAUACAUGUCCAUGUUGCGGAUUCGAAGUAGAUAGGGAGGAUAUUCCAUAUUGUUCGGAUCCGAUGUCUUUAUCUUUCUUAGGAUCAGGUUUUACGUUAUUUUAUAAUUACUUGAAAUAUUGCAUAAUAAUCCUCUUCAUCUAGCUUUUGAUUAAGUAAUUGCACAAUUUAUACACUAACUAUAAUGGUUCAUAUUGUAGUCACAUAAAAAGAGAAAAGAUGGAAGGACAUUUUAUAGAGGAACCAUAUUGUCCAGACAGCAUUUUUCUACAAUUAUCUUUGGCAAACAAAUUAGAUAACCGAGAAGCCCUUGAAAUGAUGUAACUCCUAAAUUUCAUAAGCAUUUUCAUAAUUAUGUUUGUUCUAAUAUAUUUCAGAAAAAGCCAAAGAUAAAUCGAUACUACUAUUGAUGAAGAGCAGUUGACUCCUGCAGAUUACACCAUAUGUGUUAAGAAUAUUCCCACAGGACUGAAUGUGGAUUAUAAAUACGAACUAAAAAAUAUAUUUGAAAAUUACUCGGUUUUGGAUUCAACUAAAUAAAUUAUAGUUAGAAAAGUAGUUUUAGUUUAUGAUAUAGAAGAAAUAAUUGAACUCGAAAAGAAACUGGAUUAGUUAUUGUAAUCAAAGAAGGAUGCCAUAAAAAAGUCUAAUUUUGACUUUCAUCAUGAAAGCGUUAAAAAGAUAGAUGAAGAAAUUGAACACUUAGAACAUCAAAUCCAUAAAAUCGAAGAGGAGUAUGAAACUCAUAACACAAACUUUGCAGGAAUAGCCUUCAUAUCUUUUGAUGAUGAAUCUAUGAAACAAGUAGUUUUGUAGGAUAAUCCUCAUACCUAAUGGGAAAGAAUGAAAUCUCACAUAAAUAGAGGCCAAUUAAAGAGUCUCACAAACAAUGAUUUAUAGUGGAAGGGAUAGAAACUAUUUUUAGAACAAGCACCUGAACCAAAUGAUGUCGAUUGGGAAUUCAUUCAUAUUACUACUAGUGAGAAGAUAUUUAAAAGGCUGAGAGCAUGGGUAUAUUACAUUUUAUUUGAAAGUGCCGCCUUUUUUAUUAUAUAUUUAAUAUCUCAUCGAUUAGCUUUACUGGGCGAUGAAGCUCAUGAAGAAGAAUUGAAAGGAAAAUUGGAUGAAGAUACUAAAAGAAAAAUAAAUAUAAUGUCAUUUAGUAUUUCAAUGACUAUCGUAUUGUUCAAUAAAUUUGGAGUGGCUAAAAUUGUUCAUUAUAUUGUUGAUGAUGAAAAAAUAUCAAACAAAACGAAAUUCUAAAUAUCUUUCGUUUAUAAGUAUGCAUUAGCGUUGUUUUUGAAUGCAGCCAUUAUUAGUUUUUUAGUGGAUAUCGUUAUAUUAAAGAAUGUCAAAGGAGCAGGAGGGUUCAUCUAAAAUGAAAGCUAAAUCUUUGUACUUAAUGCAAUAUUUCCUCCAUUUAUUUGGUGCGUUGAUCCAUGGAGCCUAUGUAAGAACAUAUGGAGAAAGUAUAUCAUGUCAAAAGGUGAUAAAGCACUUUUAACUUAAUAAGAAGCCAACAAAUUAAUGGAAGAACCAGACUAUCUUUCUGCUAAACGAUAUUCGGAUGUUAUGAAAACUAUGUGGUUUACAUUUAUGUACGGUACUGCAAUACCAUUAGGCACCUUAUUUAGUGCAUUCGGAAUUCUGAUCUAUUAUUUUGUAGAUUAUUAUAACAUCCUUAGAAGAAGGACAGUUAAGGAAUCUAUAAGCAUAUAGCUCUCUACAGAAAUGAUUGAAAUGUUAGAAUAUAUUAUUGCAUGGUGCGCUUUUGGAGAAAUGAUCAUGACAUACACUUUUUUCAAAGAAGUUAGCAAAAUAGAUAUUCUACUUAUUAUUUUAGCAGUUUUAUAUUAACAAUUACCUAUGGAAGAUAUAUCUGAAUAUCUUUUUCCAGUAGAAAACAAUGAGGAAAUAAAACCAUACGCUGAAGGAAGUGCAAACUUUGAUACUGAUUAUGAUAGAGAAAAUCCGAUUACUAAGCAUAAGGCUUUAGCUGAAUGGAAUAAGAGGUAAUAAAGUGUCGAUAAUCCAAAUCCAAAGAAUUAGAAAAUCUUAGCCUAACAAGAUGAAUUUGGAUAUGCUGGAGAUGGCCAUUACGGUCGUAGGUGA
This is a messenger RNA of Paramecium tetraurelia, 2475 nucleotides long. RefSeq lists its product as uncharacterized. Gene Ontology annotation, cellular component: plasma membrane. Gene Ontology annotation, molecular function: calcium-activated cation channel activity. The record is from RefSeq and is a predicted model, not a curated record. NCBI's taxonomy places the organism in Eukaryota, Ciliophora, Oligohymenophorea, Peniculida, Parameciidae. The transcript is spliced from 7 exons.